AAGUAGAGAGGAAACAAAGAUCAAAGUAAAAAAAGAAUGGAAAUAUCAAAAAUUGUUAGUAUCUCAUUGCUUGUUAUCCUUUUAGCCUUAGUUUGCUCUGCGACUUCAAAUUCUGUUGAUGUGAAGUUCUUGCAAUGUUUUUCCUCUCAUUUGCGGAAUUCCAAGCCAAUUUCGCAGGUUAUCCUCCCCAGAAACAGCUCCCGCUACUCAUCUGUCUUGCAAUCUUCCAUUAGAAACCUGAGGUUCUCGAGCACUUCAGCUCUGAAACCUGAAUUUAUUAUCACCCCGUUUAAUGAAUCUCACAUUCAAGCAGCCGUAGUCUGUGCUAAGGCAUACAAUAUGCUGAUAAGAACACGAAGUGGAGGUCAUGAUUAUGAGGGUCUUUCUUAUGUUUCUGAUGAGAAAUUUGUACUAGUUGAUCUUGCCAGUUUGAGAUCCAUCAGUGUUGAUAUAGAAAGUGAGAGUGCAUGGGUUGAGUCUGGUGCAACUCUAGGAGAGUUGUAUUACAAAAUUGCAGAGAAAAGUAAUGUCUAUGGCUUCCCUGCCGGGAGCUGUCCUACUGUUGGUGUUGGAGGACAUAUUAGUGGAGGUGGAUUUGGAACCAUAUUUCGAAAAUAUGGGUUGGCUUCUGAUGCUGUUAUUGAUGCCAAAUUAGUUAAUGUUAAUGGAGAAAUUCUUGACAGAGAAUCAAUGGGAGAAGAUCUCUUCUGGGCUAUUAGAGGGGGAGGAGGUGCGAGCUUUGGAAUCAUCUUGUCAUGGAAAGUAAGGCUGGUUUCAGUUCCUCCAACAGUAACUGUUUUCAGCGCUGCAAGAACCUUAGAACAAGGUGGAAGCAAGCUUCUCCAUAAGUGGCAAACUGUUGGUAAUCAGCUUCCUGAAGACCUUUUCCUCCACGCAGUAACAGGAGUUGUGGUCUCUAGCCCGAACAGCAACCGAACCAUUCAAAUCUCAUUUGAUGCAUUAUAUCUUGGAACAGCUGAGCAGGUUAUCCCUCUGAUGCAAUCUAAAUUUCCUGAACUUGGCAUCACAAGGGAAAACUGCACCGAAAUGAGUUGGAUCCAAUCUGUACUCUACUUUGCUGGUUUCCCCAAGAAUGAAUCCUUAGACGUUCUGCUUAAUCGGAAAACACAACCCAAGGAAUUCUCCAAAGCAAAAGCAGAUUAUGUGCAAGAACCCAUUUCAGAGACCGGACUGGAAGGACUAUACAAAAGACUUCUUGAAUCAGAAACAUCAAUGCUAAUCCUGACACCGUAUGGAGGAAGAAUGAGUGAGAUAUCAGAAUCAGAAAUACCUUUCCCUCACAGAAAUGGAAACUUAUACAAAAUCCAAUACUUGGUCACUUGGGAUGUGGAAGAGGAAACGAAGCAGCAUAUAGAGUGGAUCAGAAGUCUGUAUUCUUACAUGGCAGCUUAUGUUUCAAAGCUCCCUCGAGCAGCAUACUUGAACUACAGGGAUCUUGAUUUAGGAAGGAACAAGAAGAAGGGCAACACUAGUUUUGCACAAGCUAGUGUUUGGGGGCUGAAAUACUUCAAGAAUAAUUUUAAGAGGCUAGUAAAUGUAAAGACUGCAAUAGAUCCUUCCAACUUCUUUAGAAAUGAACAAAGCAUCCCACUACACUCAUUCAAGGGAGUUAAAAGGGGAAAAACUAAUAGUCUAUAAAAAACCAAGAAAUUCUUAGAUAAAUUUAAUCACCUAUUUUAUUA
Ricinus communis (castor bean) is the source of this 1703-nucleotide messenger RNA. Its product is annotated as berberine bridge enzyme-like 26. The transcript has a single exon. NCBI's taxonomy places the organism in Eukaryota, Viridiplantae, Streptophyta, Magnoliopsida, Malpighiales, Euphorbiaceae. Gene Ontology annotation, molecular function: FAD binding; oxidoreductase activity. Bases 37 to 1659 code for a protein of 540 amino acids. The record is from RefSeq and is a predicted model, not a curated record.